Molecule: messenger RNA, 243 nt
Organism: Ostertagia ostertagi
Lineage: Eukaryota; Metazoa; Nematoda; Chromadorea; Rhabditida; Trichostrongylidae
Source: the annotation of a GenBank genome assembly
AUGGUGUAUUCCUCAUUACAGCGGCUAUCCGAACAAACUCAAACAACUAUUGCGGCAGCGAACAGCAAAGCUGAGGAAGUGCUAGCUACAAUGAGGACUGUUAGGUCGUUUGCUUGCGAAAAUUACGAAGCGGAUUCGUUCGAAGACAGCUUGGAUACGACUCUAAAUGUAAACAGGAAAAAAUGGGCGCGUUUGUUGUUGCUGGUAAUCAUGGAUUGCGUCGGUGCAAUCGCAGGAAAGGAC